Myzus persicae (green peach aphid) is the source of this 1365-nucleotide messenger RNA. Its product is annotated as DNA primase large subunit-like. Gene Ontology annotation, biological process: DNA replication, synthesis of primer. Gene Ontology annotation, cellular component: alpha DNA polymerase:primase complex. Bases 1 to 1275 code for a protein of 424 amino acids. The transcript is spliced from 4 exons. Lineage: Eukaryota; Metazoa; Arthropoda; Insecta; Hemiptera; Aphididae. The record is from RefSeq and is a predicted model, not a curated record.
AUGUUUUAUUUACAAAUACCUGAUAUAAAUGUACCCAUAUUCGAUGUGGAGGAUUCAGCUUUAUCUCGUUUGGAACAUUUUUCUACUUACGCUAAAUUAAGUGACAAACCAAAAUACUCUUUGUAUCUGAGAAACUCUACACUUCUAGACUACACUGGAUUUCUGUGCCUUAGAACAUAUGCAAGUUUAACUGAUGACCACUCAUUAAAGGAGACAGUCAUAGAAGGAGAAUGUCGUUUAAUAUCAGAACGAUUAAAUUUAUUGAAACCUAAUUUUUUAAGAAAAUACUUAAUAAAAAUAAUAGACGAAAUUGGACUUUUUAGUGUUACUGAUGAUAAUAUUGAUGUAUUACUAAAAGUCUGUUCAGAAUACAAGGAUAAGCAACAUGUGCCAUGUAAUGAAAAUUGUAGUAUACAAUCUAUUGAAGUUCCUUGGCAAAAAUGUCUUACAUUAAUUUCCAAUAGAAAAGUACACCUUACUCAAGGCAUUGCUAUUGUACUCUGUAAUCAAUGGAACAGUUUACUAGUAGAUUUAUUUCGUUUAAUUUAUAUCAAAUCAUUACAUAUAAUCCGUCGUUCUAUGUCUGCUUUAGAUAAUAAUAACUUACAAUUUGAAUAUCUUAAUGAGAAAUUAAAUAGGUAUUAUAAUUCUAAAAUAGCCUUUUGGAAAAAUAUUGAUGAACAGAUAUCUUUAGAAGAACUCAAUUCAAACAAAAUAUUAUUGCCUCCUUGCAUGUUGUUGUCAUUAAAUUCAUUAUUCACAAACCAUCGCCUUGCACAUGAUCCACGUUAUCGAUUGACAUUAUUUUUAAAAGAUAUAGGAGUAUCUUUAGAUCAAACUUUAAAAAUAUUUCAACAGGAAUAUUCCAAGUGUGGAAAUCUAAAAAGUACAUGUACACAUUCAUGGGAUGAACAUAACAAGCAAAUAGAAUACAAUGUCCGUCAUACUUACGGUAUGGUAGGAUCAAAAAAAAAUUACCAAAUGACAUCUUGUGUUUUAAUGCAGAAACAAAAUAUUCAAGUUUCUGAUGAAGGAUGCUGUCCAUUUGUACACUGUAGUGAAGUUAAACUUAAAAGUAUCCUAGAAGAAUUUACAUCCAUUAAUGAUGAAGAAAUGAAUACUUUAAAUGAUUUAAAAAAUAGUGAUCAACCUAUCCAAGCAUGUCAUUGGUAUGCACAAAAGUUGUUUCCCAUGUCAGAACCUUUAUAUCAUAAUACACCAACACAGUAUUUUUUCAAUUCGAAAAAAGCUAAAUAUGUUCCUAUAAUAGAUUAAUAAGAUAGGUAGAUAUUACUAGAUAAUGUAAUAUUAUAAAUAUACAGUAAACGAAAUGUUAGUUUAUUAAUUCCAUUAUAGUAAUUAAUA